AUGGCUUUCAAUCCCGAUAAUGUAAAACCUCUCGAUGCGAACACAGAUUUUUCAAAUGUAAAAGUGAACGGCGUUAGUUGGGUAAAAGGAAGUGGCAAAGAAGUGCAGUGGAAAGACAGCGAUGUCACGGUCAUUGAGAAGGACAGCGAUGGAAAGGAGCAUUUGACUUCUCUCUCCAGCUGGCGUGAUGGUUCUUUGACGGUCAGCUCAGGCAUGAGUUUGUACAUCGCAGGAGGACAAUUCAGAGUGGGAUAG
Molecule: messenger RNA, 255 nt
Organism: Ascochyta rabiei
Lineage: Eukaryota; Fungi; Ascomycota; Dothideomycetes; Pleosporales; Didymellaceae
Exons: 2
Coding region: 1-255 (84 amino acids)
Source: RefSeq, a predicted model, not a curated record